Molecule: messenger RNA, 2141 nt
Organism: Amphibalanus amphitrite
Lineage: Eukaryota; Metazoa; Arthropoda; Thecostraca; Balanomorpha; Balanidae
Exons: 12
Coding region: 310-1854 (514 amino acids)
Biological process (GO): monoatomic anion transport; transmembrane transport
Molecular function (GO): transmembrane transporter activity
Source: RefSeq, a predicted model, not a curated record
GCAUCACUCGGUCAGCGGGUAGCGUAACAGACGAAGAACCCGGAAAGGGUAGGGGGCGCUACGAUCGUCGAACAGAUGCAAUAGGUGUCGCUAUUGUAUCGGUAGCUCACAACGACGACGGCUAGAAACUAUCGACCCCGCAUGAAUUUACCAUGUCCAACCGGUCCGACCCCGGUUCCGAAUCUAGUCGUUUGUCUAGUCGUAUAGCUGGCUACAACUGGUCGUCAAUCAACCCCGCUUGAAAUAGCACAGCCGACAGCGGGGUCGGUGUCUAAGCGUCUAGCAGCCAAAAUAUAAGCGAGCAGCACAAUGGCAAAUGCUGCUCAAGAAAAAGCAGAAGAAGCAGGAGCAAUAGAUUACCCACUGCUGCCCUCGGUGCGUUUUUCUCUGGUGCUUCUGGUCGGGUUCGGCGCCGGUAUCAUGCUCAUCACCCGGUUCAACGUCAGCAUUGCUGUCGUCUGCAUGGUGGACGGCACUGAUGCCGAGCCAGUCUCGCCCGAGAGUUUGGUGACGUCAUCAGAGAAUAACGUGUCGAACGGCACUACUGGCGCCACCGUGUGGGAAGAAGGAGAAUUAGACAAUGGAGUGCAGAGUGCAGUACAGCAGGGUGAGUUCCAGUGGGACAAGACGUUCCAGGGCCUGCUGCUGUCCAGCUAUUUCUACGGCUACACAGCGGCACUGGUACCGGCUGGGUGGCUGGCCGACAGGCUCCCGGUCGUGACGUUGAUUUUGGCCGGUAUCGCCUCCCAGGGCCUGUGCACCCUGGCCUUUCCUGUCGUCGCGCGCACUAACGACUACCUCCUGCUGGCACUGAGGGCCUUCAUGGGUCUCUGUUGCUCGGUGGUUCUCCCGGCCGCCACGGUGUUCAUCCGAAACUGGAGCGUGCCAGUAGAAUACGCCACGGCGUUCGCGGUCUGUUUCUCGAUCCAGUACCUGUUUGCCGGCGCCGCCUACCCCAUAUCCAGCUCCAUCUGCCAGGCGGGAGGCUGGCCGCUCGUCUUCUACGUCACAGGUGCCCUACCACUGUUGUGGGUGGCGAUUGCCUCGUUCGUCCUGACCAGCUCCCCCGAUGACAGCUCCAUCUGUUCGGAGGACGAGAAGCGCUACCUGGCGUGCAAACGGCUGUGCAGAAUCGAGUCAACCAAGUCUUUUUCGGAUAAAAGCGUCCAGCGACCGGCCACGCCUCUCUGGGCGAUCCUGACAAACGUGCAGGUGUGGAUCAUCGUCUUCACCUUCUUCAGUCACAGCUGGUUCUACUUCGCCCUCAACAUUACACUGCCGACCUUCCUGAAGGAGACCAUGGGCGUCCGACUGACAGAGAAUGGAAUUCUCUCGGGUCUUCCCGUGAUGUCCAUGACGCUCGGCGUACUGGCUGGAGGGAAAAUAUUCCAACAGCUGCUCACCAAGUGGCACUUCACUCGCACGAACGCCCGCAAAACAAUGGCGACAAUAUCGAUGGUUGUGCCAGCCGUGCUAUUGGGCGCCAUCUUGCUCAUACCGCCUGGGAGACCCUACCUGACCAUGGUUCUACUGGUCUGCAGCAAUACCAUCUCUGUCCUCUGCGUGUCGGGAGGUCCCCUGUCCGCGGGCCCCGACAUCGCCCCUCAGUUCGCUGGGGUCAUCUGGGGCCUCUCGGGGUCCAUUGGAAACCUCACCGGGGUCCUGGCGCCCACCGUGGCUGCUGCGAUGACACCUAACAAAACGUUGCAAGAAUGGCGGUACUUCUUUUUGAUCGCAGUUGUCAUGAGUAUCGCCAUGGACGUCAUCAUCUUACUCUUCUGGAAAUCGGAAAUACAACCGUUCGCAAAAUCCGAUAACGAUCUAAACGAGGAUAGAAGCACUAUCGAGGCGUAGUGUUUGUUUUAGAAGUGCCAUGCUCUUGACUGUGUUCGGUCAGGGUAUAUCACGUUGUGAAAAAAUAGACUUAGAAUGUUCUGACGGUAGUGCCUAUGUUAUGCAUCUCAUAGUUUCUGCAGGUCAAUCCGUUAAUACGUUCAUCUUAAGAUGUCGGAUUUGAUUGAGCCAGGAAGGAAACCAUGGUAGAUCCUCUUUUUGUUGACAUUCGGGCGACGAUAACUUUUUUUCGACGAUACAACUUGGUGCAAAACGGCGCCACACUUGCAAUACACAUGGUAAAAAGA